AUGGAGUGUCCAAGUCGCAUGCACGAUGACGAUGACCACCCCCAUGAAGAUCGAGAGAUCACCGACGACGGCUUCGCGCGAGCGACUGGCAAUGCCGGCGUCGAAGCCUCCACAACCACACAGACCGGUCGCCGCCGAGUGCGGCGCGCUCCAAACCUCCCGCUGAGUGAACACUACAAUGAGCCCGUGCGCUUGCACGUCUGGUGUAGCAAGCGCCGCACCUGGACACGCGACGAUCUGGACCGCGAGCGCCGCGAGUUCUUCGAGACCCGGGUGACCGGCCGGCCCGAGGUAUGGGACGCCCUAUCCACAGCGAUUACCCUGAUGCGCGGGGGGGACCUAGCCACGGCGCAGAGCAUCGUCGAUGCCGCAGGAGUGACUAUUCCAACGGGAGAUCUUUGCGAGGGCUGCUAUGACGAGCAGGGCGUGCUAUAUCGCUUGCCGCAGUGUAUCGUCAGCGACCCCGAAAAUAUGGCCAAGACGACCUUGCUCGCUACGGACGAUAUCGCUCACGGUGGCGAGGCUAUACAGGAAGAAGAGGAUACGGAAGCAUUAUCGGAUGGUAAACUUGCUACGGACGACGCCUCCGGCGACGAAUUGAUCACCGACGAUAUUGAGCGGCGGAGAGAUGAAAAGGGCAAGACUAGCGAGCGAGACUUGAUCCGCGUCCAGGCCCGACUGAGUGAUCGCGGUGGGCCGGAUCUGAUGCUGCUGCUGGGGAAAGGCCAGAGCGUGGGCUUUCUGGCUCGCAAGGUGCAGCAGGAGGCAAGAAUUCCGAGCCACCAGCGUGUGCGCAUCGCCUACCUGGGCCGCAUGCUCAAAGAGCAUGAUUCGCUUCCUGAGCAAGGGUGGCAGCCUGGCCAUGUCGUCAAUGCCCUAAUUGCUUCUCGGGGUUCUGUUUGA
Molecule: messenger RNA, 903 nt
Organism: Penicillium canariense
Lineage: Eukaryota; Fungi; Ascomycota; Eurotiomycetes; Eurotiales; Aspergillaceae
Product: ubiquitin domain-containing protein
Exons: 3
Coding region: 1-903 (300 amino acids)
Molecular function (GO): protein binding
Source: RefSeq, a predicted model, not a curated record